AUGUCCCAAGGUCUGGGAGAAGCUCUACAAGAAGUACACGGACGGUCUAGCGUCCAAGCCACAAAAGAAGAUCGAGAUCGAGCUGCCGGACGGCACGAAGAAGAAUGGCGAGGCUUUCAAGACGAGCCCCAUGGAGAUUGCGUCGGGGCCUCACGCUUCGCAUGGAAUUUGCAGAUCUGA
Molecule: messenger RNA, 180 nt
Organism: Symbiodinium sp. CCMP2592
Lineage: Eukaryota; Dinophyceae; Suessiales; Symbiodiniaceae
Source: the annotation of a GenBank genome assembly